Messenger RNA from Bolinopsis microptera, 10273 nucleotides. RefSeq lists its product as uncharacterized. Lineage: Eukaryota; Metazoa; Ctenophora; Tentaculata; Lobata; Bolinopsidae. Bases 42 to 10055 code for a protein of 3337 amino acids. The transcript is spliced from 61 exons. The record is from RefSeq and is a predicted model, not a curated record.
UUUCUGAAGCUAUGUUUUACAUAAAAUUUUACGUUUGAAGGAUGGUGAGAUUUAUAGUCGUCAUCUCCAUUUUGUUAACGCUGGCUGAAAUACACUCUUCGGAUACAGGCGAAUACAAGGAUUUGAGCGACUGUUUUACCUGGGGUAAAAAGUUUGCACCUACUCCGGAAAUGAAGUUGCAGCCGAUUGAGGCCCUCGUGUUCACAGAAGUUAAAAAACCGCUUAAUCUGAUCCGCGAGUGCUAUCACAACUCCACGUGCUUAUUCGUCACGUGCGAUAAUACAGUGAUGGACAAUGUCACGUGCAAUGUGUGGCCUGGUUGGACCGGGUUUACUACGGAUUACUUUAUUGACGAGAAAAACGCACUGGUUAGUCAUCUUCCAAGUUGGACUUACAACACGACAUGUCAAUAUUGGAGUUACAGAGACACGUUGCAGCACUGUUUGGAGUAUUUUAUCCCGCCUUCAGUUGAAUUGAACGCCAAAAAACAUAAUGUUGUGAAGACCACAAGUUUAGUAGCUUGUUAUGACACAUGUAAAAAUUCAAAAAAACGGAUUGGCUUCACUUACUACUGGAAAAGCAAUGAUUGUUGGAUACACGAUAAAGUCUUCGGGACAGUCUUGUCAAACAACGAAACAUCACGUUCAUAUUCCUUAGUGUCAGCCCGAAUGGGUUGCCUGUUUCAAGAUAGCAUUGAUGAAGUUUGUUACAAACGUGAAAUAAGUUAUCGCGGAGAUGAACUGGAGGAAUUGAGAAAGGGUUCUGUUACUCAAGAAGCCAUCGACUUUCGAUACGCCUACCGGAAUCCCAGUAUUUGCAACAAAAGAUGCAUGGAGUACAACGGUAACUGCUUCUUUUUUACGCUGGAUGUUAUUACUCUCAAAUGUACACUUCACGGCCCCAAUGUGACGGCUGAGGACAACAUAUUCUCCUAUACUGCCAACUGGGCCUGUUUGUCUGGCCUGCAAUGCCCCGAUGCGAUAACAGGAGAACUUUAUAAGGAACUGGAAAUAAAAUGCUUACUUCCAAAAAGAAAAGCAAAAAAUAGAAUCUGGAGAAUUGAUGGCAUUCCUGUAGAAACAAAUGAUCCCAGUUUCGAGAUGAAGUACCUGGACCCCUCAAAUAGUGACUCCGGCUAUGUAUCACUGUUUAUUCACAACGUGACAGAACGACAAAUAGAGGUGAACAUAACAGUAAAAAUGAAACAUGAGCACAGUCACGUUAUCAAGGUGACUUCUAUUUUGUACAAAGAACCCCCUAUGUUGGAGCCCUUUGAUGUUACGGAAUCGAAAAUCGACAUGACUGAAUUACAAGUAUACAACAUGAGUGAACCCGAGCAAUUCCGUCUACCAGAGGGCUACGUAACGUACGGCGCAGAUCUUGCAACUGACGGCAACAUUUACACCUGCUUUUGGUCAAAGUCAAGUGGUGCUGAUGACCUCGCUUUCUUCAGCAUGGCCUUUGAAAAGCCGUAUUUUGUGGACGAGGUUAAGGUUCACAUGAUGUUCUUCAUAUCAAGUGGUCUAAGAGAGCAGUGGCUUGACGGGGGAAAUUACGAUUACGACAAUUGUCAUCUCACCGCUGAUCACUAUUAUGCUUGCAAAGAAAAUGACGGCCCUUUGAAGGUGGUCAUGAGAAACUGUUCAGACUCCGAUUGUUCAGUCUAUGAUGAAUAUUUCUGCGGUGAAAUUAAUACAAACCAAGGACUCUCGCAGGAAGACCAGAUCUACAAGGUGUCAUGCAGAUCUGUUGGAGAUAUGUUGGUAGUUCUACGAGAAACCCCAGGAAACGUCCGUAUAUGCGAGUUACAGAUCAGCAAUUAUCCCCAAGAAUGCCCCGACAGAAACUAUCUCACCUUCCCUGGUCACGUGUGCCUGCCUUGUCCUGACCGUUACAACAGCCUCCCCUACUCGUGCCAGCACGGGGAAUGGGAAUGUGAUCCUGAUACCAACCUUGCCGAACACAUUUAUAUGUGCUCCUCUGACUUCGCUACCUGGGAUCUCACUUCUGUCGCUGACGAUGAGGUGAACGGUGACGUCACACUUUCCUGGAAUCCCGAGAUCCCUGACAAUUAUACUCAGUUCCCCCCUGCCAACGCGUUUGAUCGUCACUUAUACACUUGUGUUGCCUUAACAAGCACUGAAUUGUACGGAGGGCCUUCUCUGUGGUUGAAAGUGAACCUUGGAGAUCUUUAUAUGGUGAAAAAUGUAACCGUUUACACUGUUUUUGAGGAUGACUGGUUCUUCUAUCCUCCUAGACGGUACGGGUGUCACACGAAUAAUGGAGACUACGAGAACUGCAAGGAAGCGGAGAUAAAUUCUGUGAUUACUUUGUACGACGGAGAAACUGAGGUGAAGGAGUGUGGGGUUCUAGCUAUAUCAGCUGCCGAUACUCUCCAAGCCGAUCAGAUCUACACUGUAACAUGUAACGGGAGGGGUGAUUCAAUCAUCCUGUCUGCAGGAACUUCUGCUCUGAGAAUAUGUGAGGUCGUUGUGGAAUCAGGAGAACAGAACUGCACGACUGACCAGUUUUUCGAGGAGAGUAGCAACACGUGUCACAGCUGCCCUGAGGGCGAGCUGAGUUACGGUUGUCAAACUGGGACCUGCUCCUCUGACAGGACUACACUGUCUUCCAGCAUGUGGGAGCCAACAGCUGAAUACACCAUCGACUAUGAAGCCACUGCUGUGAGUAUACUUGAGGGUGCCCUGGAAAAAACGACAAUCGAGGAGAUCGAAGAAUCUCUUUUGUUUCUGUCGGACAAAGACUUAUCGACGGUGACCGAUUUGGUUGGUGUAACCGACUGGAUACAGUUGGAUCUGGGAGAAAAUUGGAAAAUAGGGGGCUUCACUAUUCACACAAUGUUCUUCAGUGAUUGGUUUUUUUGUCCUACACAGCCCUGUCUCCACAGCAUAUCAAAUUAUGAGAGCUGCAAAGACGAAGAAUCAAUCUCUAUAUCAGUGGGUUUUGAAACUUCCGAUCGGUUUGAGAUGAACCCAACACACGAUUUGACUCAAAACGGUCAGAUUUACAAUUUCGAAUGCAAUGUUGUCGGUCAGUACAUAGGGUUCUUCUCUCUGUCUUUAUUUCGGAUUUCCGAAAUCGUAGUUCUGAGGGGCACAGCUGAACUGUGCAAAGCUAACCACUUCUUAAAAGAACCGAACAACAUAUGUCUUCAAUGUGAUUCUGGGCUGUACAGUCACGGGUGCUCUUCCACGAGUUGUACUGAGGAUAGGGUUGAGGUCUCAACCAGUCAUUGGGAGCCAUAUGGAAUCGGAGAAGAACCAGAGAAACUACAGCCAGAAUCUGUAUCACAAAGUAUAACCACACUAUCCCAAAAGGCGUCGUAUGCUACAGACAAUGAUCUGUCUACUUACUCCCUAGCCUCCGCCUCCGAUAGUGACAUUUGGUUCAAAGUGGAGUUUUCCCAGGAUAAAAACGUUUUUCUGUACGCGGUGCAAGUUUUUCAAGAGUUCUACUCAGACUGGUUCUAUUGUCAAGACCCGGAAGAUUAUUGUCGUGUGAGCCAGGAAAAUUAUCAGGAGUGCAAAAACAAAGGGACGGAUAUUCAAGUGGACGUUUACUCAGACGAUACCUUGAUCAACAACUGUGGUACUAUUGAACUAACUGACGGACUAACUCAAACCAGUCAAGAAUACCAAAUCAGUUGUGGAUAUGAAGGAAAUGCAGUCCUCUUCAGCAAAUCAACGUCUGGCGAAGGUUGGAUCAAGCUAUAUGAAGUGGUUGCGUAUACACAAGCACAAGACUGCCCUGGCGGUCAGCACCUUGUAGCAGAAACCAACACUUGUGUGCUGUGUCUGGAGAACACUUACAGUGCGGGUGGUUUCCUCACCCUUGAGUGUACUUCAUGCCCUGAGGGGUUUACUGCUCCGGCAGGGUUCGCUUCUGAAGAGAGUGACUGUGAAUUGGAUUACGUUGAUGUUGUCGUAGGACCCUACUCCAUCGGGGAGACAGUUGUGCAAGAGGGACUCGAUCUCCUUGGAACCACCACCCUUGCUCAACAUGUACAGGGGAAACAUUUCAAACACCUUCUUCGGAUAAGCUGGUUUCAAGACAGAGUAACAGUUGAAAGCUUAUGUAACGACAACACAAUGUCAAUAGUGUGCGAGGCAGAGGAUCAAGUUAUGGUCGUCACAGAAUUGGAGCACCACUUCAUGUUAUACUUUUACUCUCUCGUAGAAGAUCAAAAUGAUGCGGAUAGUCCCCGUAAAUUUGUAUUGGAUUAUAGUGAGUGUCGAGAGGAAGAGAGGGAAUAUGAAUUAGUUUUUCUCUCGACCAUUCCUUCAUUUGGUCCAACUACUGUGUCAGAUUGUGAGGUUAUUCGCGUUGAUGACCGUUGGGAUCUCUCGAUUGCUGCUGUCCCCAGUCAGCUCCCAGCACAGUCUAUGAGUGAGGUGGAUGUCGGGUGUGAGGCGGGGUAUUUCAAUGGAGGUGAUAAGGUGAUCACCUGUCUGGGAGACAGCUUCUAUAUCGUUCAAAAUAAUGGACCUCUAUGUCUUGCACAGCCAGUGGAAGACCACCAGUUUACUGAUAUAGAUAUAUCACUGAGCGGUGCUUUGCCUGAAUGUAACAAUGCUGAGGGAACUCAGGCAGCAGACUUGGAUCUGACGACUUGCACUGGAGCACAAUCAGCAGAUGGACUUGAAGAGGCUUGGGUUGACUUUCAAUUCGAUGAAAUAACUUAUGUAAACAACGCUAGCUUAUACACUGUCUUUUAUGACAACUGGUAUGAUAACAAUGAGGCGUGUGUGUUAAGCGAAGAGGCGUUUCAGCUAUGCAAGGAAACAGAGGUUGGGACUACAGUAGAUCUUUAUCUGGAAGACGAUUUAGUUAAAUCCUGUGGAAGCAUCACUGAAAAUAAAGGAUUAACGCAAGAAGAGCAGAUAUUUAAAUUUUCCUGUGAUGGAGUAGGAGACAGAAUCAGGAUUAGUAAUCCGAAUUUGGAAGACAAUGGAAUUGUAAAAAUGUUUGAAGUGGUUAUCACUUCACUUGAGUGUGAAGAUCCCGUGACGCCACUAAACGGAAUCUUGAAAUCACAGAAUUACACCCACGUUGAAUUUCAAUGUAACGAGGGUUACAUCCUUCUUGGAAAAUCCUUAUUGACAUGCCAGGAGUCAGAAAGCUGGGAGGACAGUCCUAUUUGUACCCCUGAUUGUGGAGAGGUUCAAGUACCUGAGAAUGGGGUCGUGGAGUCAACAAACGUUACACAAACUACUUUCAAUUGUAACGAGGGCUUCGUUCUUCUGGGGAGAUCAGUUGUGAGCUGUCUUGAAUCCAGAGUUUGGGAAAAUAGCCCUGAGUGUACAAUUGAUUGCGGGGUACCUCAGGCACCUGAUAAUGGCAUUUUGGAAUUAGAAAAUUUCACCCAUGCUACUUUCUCCUGCGAUGAGAGUUACCAUCUAAUUGGGAGUUCGCUGGUUACUUGCCAGGAAUAUGGACAAUGGGAGGAUGGCCCGAAGUGCCAUGUUGAUUGUGGAGAAGCUGAAGCACCCUCGAACGGCGUGAUAGAAUUUCAAAGCUUUGAACUUGUCACAAUCAAAUGCAACAUAGGCUUCGGCUUAUUCGGGGAGUCGACGCUUACAUGCCAGGAGUCUGGAUCGUGGAAAACUGGUUCCAUCUGCUAUUUAGACUGUGGAGAUCCCCAAACACCUCUAAACGGAAUCGUGGAAUCAGAAAACUACACUCACAUUACCUUUCAAUGUAUCGAGGGUUAUCGUCUUCUUGGAAACUCAGUAGUGAGUUGCCUUGAGUCCAGAAAUUGGGAAGACAGUCCGAAGUGCACGAUUUAUUGCGGAGAAGUUCAAACGCCCCAGAACGGGAUGGUGGAAUCAGACAAUUUCACCAUCGCCACUUUUAAAUGUGACGAUGGAUUCACUCGACUUGGAAGCUCAGUAAUCACGUGCCUGGAAACUGGACAAUGGGAGCAACACCCUGAGUGUAUCAUUGAUUGCGGAGACUGUCCAGCACCAGCUGACGGUUUCGUGCAGUUCAUGAACAUGACCAACGCAGUGGUCGAAUGUAACUGGGGUUUUAUAAACAUUGGGAGCACGGACCUGGAGUGUCUUGACACUGGAGAGUGGCAGGAAAGUCCUCUCUGUAUUACUGAUUGCGGCGAGCCUGAGGAUAUCCUAAACGGCUUCAAAGACUUUGAUAACCUCACUAACGCAAGGUUCGUCUGCAAUGACGAUUUUUACCUUGUUGGGAACGAAAUGAUUAGAUGUCUUGAAUCAGAGAUUUGGGAGGAAACGCCUUGGUGUGCCCCUAAUUGUGGGGGAGUAUUGGCACCCGCAAACGGUUACGUUGAAGUUCAAAACCUGACCCGAGCUGUCAUCAUGUGUGAUGAGGGGUAUGCUCUGAGUCUGAGCGGAGGCUCCGUAGUUAGUUGUCUUGGCUCUGGACUCUGGAGCGAAUAUGGUGCUCAAUGCGAAAUCAUACCAUUCUCGAAGUACAUUUAUUAUGAUAAGGAAGAGGGUGCAUUACAGCUAAGCAUGGAUAACCCUGAAUCGAACGAGGGUUUGUUUGGGAUAGUUUCUUUUUCUCAACUCGACCAAGAUUCAAAUGAAGAGGUGCUUGUUGAAGUUGAAUGGUUUUAUGACAAAAUCAAGCUCACAAGCUUUUGUAACGAUGACGUGUUUGUCACAGAAGGGGAAGAACAGAUACUGAUUUUUGCAGAAUUGACUCAAGAUUUUGUGUUUUACUUUGACACCGAAGAAGGAAGUGACAGUGAUCUUCCAAAAUAUGUACAGUCAAUUAGUGACUGCAAAGAAAGAUUAACUGACGGUGGUGUGACGUUCAUCUCCACAAACGCACCCAAUUUAAAAGAGUCUGUUCUUCCAGAUUGCGAAGAUGUCAGUGAUCGUUGGGAUCACUCAACUGUUGCGUCUCCCAGUCAGCUUCCAUCAGAGUUCCAGGAUGAGGUGGAUGUCGGGUGUGAGGCGGGGUAUUUUAACGGAGGUGAUAAGGUGAUCACCUGUCUGGGAGACAUAUACUACCAUGUGGGGGAUAAACAACCUCACUGUGAAGCAAGUCCAUUGGUGAAACACCGAGUAAAUAUAACCAGCGCAUCAGUAAGCAGUUCUCUAGACGAAUGUGGUGACGCUUCAGGAUCAGCAGGGCAAGAUAUGAACCUAAAAACCUGCAGCGGAUCAGAAGCAAUUGAUGGCGAGGCUUGGAUUGAGUUUGUUCUUGAUGAAAUGAGAUACGUUAACAAUGUCAGCAUUUUCACUAACUUCUAUGAUAACUGGUACAAUACAAGUGAUCCAUGUGUGGCUAGUGAAGAGGCCUACAGGUCCUGUAAGAUGUUGGAGAGUGGUGUUAUAGUAGACCUUUACCGUAAUGGUGUGUUUGUUAAAACGUGUGGCACAAUAACAACAAAUCAAGACUUCACCCAAGUCGAUCAGACUUAUAGUGUUUCAUGCGACGCAGAAGGAGAUAUGGUGAAAUUGAGGAAAUCUGCAAGUCACGGUUAUAUAAAAGUUUAUGAAGUUGUUGUCACAUCUUUAGAUUGUCCAGAGUUGACUGUUUUGAACGGAAUAGUGACCACUGACCAGGACUCCAGUCAGUACGUUCUUGUCACCUGCGAUCCAACCUGCCGCUAUUACACUCAAACAAGUAUUUUGAAUCUCACGGACGUUGUCGUGGAAGGAAAAGCUCGGUGUCUAAAUGGAAAGUGGACUCCCCUCCCUUACUGUCUUCCAACAUGUGAAUCUAACAUGUGUGAUGACAAGUUGUCCUGCAGGCUGGUCCAUGCUAUCCCUCUCUGUUAUUCGGGUUGCGGAGAAGCCCAGGCUCCUCUAAACGGGACAGUGGAAUUUCAAAAUGAAACCCAUACUACUUAUAACUGUGACGAGGGUUUCUCUUUACUGGGUAGGAGGAUGGUGACAUGUCUUGAGUCAGGGAGUUGGGAGGAAAGGACGUGGUGUUCACCUGAUGAGGGAGGAGGAACUCUAGCUGUCUCCAGACCAGUGUUUGAUGCUACCCGGCUGGUCCGGUGGCUGGGCAGAUGGCGGUUCAGAGCCCGAUGUCCAGGUGGUCAUGUCGUCUGGACGUGUAGGUGUCUUCAAACGGCAGAUUUUCCCGGGAACUGUGAAGGGAGUGAGAUUAGUGUUAAUGGAACAGACUGUUAUUUCACAAACUCUCCCGACAAUAACCUCGUUAAAAUGACGGGAUAUGCAGUUUGUGUGAAAAACAAGACAGUACCAGAUCACUGCGACUAUUUCUCUGAGAUCCCGGAACUAAUCCACACGAGAUCCACAGCUUCAAACCACCCCAGCAUCUCCUGUGCAGUUUCAUCUCACCCUUCUCCUGUUUCCUGUACUGUGGCUGUUAUUGAGGGAGACAGCUUAACUCACUGGAGGGAAUCAGAAGAUGUCACUAAAGGUACAAGUGAGGUGGUGGUAACUGAAGAUGGGGUUUGCUCUGUGAAGUGUUUUGACGAGAGUUUAGGAUCCUGUGUUCUUAGUCUCAUAUGUGCUGCAUCUGGUGAUACGUCUCCGCACAUAAUGGCAAACUGUCCAACGUGCAAAGAAAUGAUCUGCCCUCCGUUUAGGGAUUGCAGGAUCAUUGAUAACCUACCAACAUGUACCAUGGCGUGUGAAGGUUUCCUGGUGCCAGACGGACACGUGAAUAUCACGGGAACGACAGCUGAGGUCACGUGUGACAACAAAUACUCGUACUCUGUGAACAGUAAACACAUGUGUACACUAGACGGCAGAUGGGAACCACUUCCGGGAAAAUGUGUACUGCAAGAUUGUGAGACAUACCAAUGCGAAGAAAACGAAUACUGUAGGCUGGUAACCCCUGAUCCUCCUCCUUAUAUACACAGUGACGACCCUUUCCACAACCCCAUCUCACCUCAAUGCUUCAAAAAGUGUCCUGAGUUCACGAUUCUGAAUGGAUUUGUAGAAAACGACAACAGUAGCGCCUACAUCGUCUGCAAAACGUCAAACUACCGCUUGAGAGGAUCCAGGUCUCUUGAAUGUCUUCCAACUGGUCUAUGGAGUGAUAUAAUCCCAUCAUGUGAUCCUACUUUUUGUAGCGUUAUGAACUGUGAAACUGGCCAAUUCUGUCUUGAAAUGGAAUAUUUCGCCAUUUGCAGAUCAAGAUGUCCAGCUCUCACCAUACAGCAUGGUACAGUUGAUGAUCGCAAUCUCACCGCACUCAUCACAUGCGACAUCGGCUAUUUCCCUGAUUAUAGUGACAAUAGUGAACAUGUUGGCGGAGAUAUUGUUAUCACUUGUACCCAGAAAGGAAUAUGGAACAAGAAUAUUCCUCACUGUCGGCCAAAGUGCCCGGAACCAGCGCAGCUCACAGAAGGAACAGGAACCCAGCACACAACCCUCUCCUCCGUCACAACAACAUGUCACGUGACCCAUAUUCUGGUCGGCUCAGCGGCCCGAGAGUGUGGGGAGGAUGGGCAGUGGAGCGGGGACCCGGCCUCUUGUCAUACUGGUUCCUGUGAUCUAGUGACGUGUCCGGCGUAUUUCAAGUGUGGUUCUGGAGAUGGAUUUGCUAAAUGUGUUCAGUUUAUAGAGUCGGACUUUGAAGACUUCUUAUCAGCUUGUCUUCAACGCAUUCAAUACGAGGAUGAUUGUGAUAAAGAAAUUGCAGAGAUCGAAGACCUCAUACCCGAUUCUUUCAUCCAUAGUUUUGCUAACUCGAUAUUAAAGGUAAAACUGGAUGGCAAUACUCAGCCCUACUUUAUCAGCAAGAAGUUUUUAAGGAAGAUUACCCCAAGAGAAAAAGAAUUCUCGGAACAGUUCAUGACAAUGAUAAUAAAGAUAGUAGAGCACUACACAGAACAUAUCGAAACCUUGUUAUACCGAGAGAACAGGGAGGUUCUUGUCGCGAAGUGUAUGCUGAUGAUAAACUCAAAUAUCAGAGCUAUUCAGCACAAGAACACAGAAGAAAGACCUACAAGAACCAAAAAAGAAGCACGGCAGGCCUGGCUAGAUGCCAGCAAGAAGCAUAGAAAUAACCCCGGAAAAAAGGAAACAAAGAAUCCUGCUUACUCUGGUAUACAUUCUGGAUUAUGUUAACCCUCAAGCAGGUGGCUCAAAGAUUAAUGCAAAAUUUGAUCGCAUCGGAAAAAGAUGAAUUGUAGCUUUUUAUUUUAAUUUAGGGUAUCAACGUUUAUUAAUGAUUAAACAAUUUUGCUUUUACAUUUUAAAAGAUUACCACACCGUUUAUUUGAUGAAAACAUUUUUAGAUCGUGUAUCUUUGAAAAUUUUAAACUUUGUUAAUAUAAUUUAUUAAA